Sphaeramia orbicularis (orbiculate cardinalfish) is the source of this 5336-nucleotide messenger RNA. RefSeq names its product MAP7 domain containing 3 (gene map7d3). The transcript has 20 exons. Gene Ontology annotation, cellular component: microtubule cytoskeleton. The coding region runs from base 396 to 2648 and encodes 750 amino acids. The record is from RefSeq and is a predicted model, not a curated record. Lineage: Eukaryota; Metazoa; Chordata; Actinopteri; Kurtiformes; Apogonidae. Gene Ontology annotation, biological process: microtubule cytoskeleton organization.
CUGCUCACAAUGGACGAGGAAAAUGUGCCAAUUCUUUAUCAUUUUAAGUUGGCGGCAUUGUCCAAAACUUUCUGAAAGCUUAAGUUAGCGAUAACUCUAUGCGGUUUACUAGCUGGUUUAAUGUAGUAAACUCAGCUUAAAGUUGUUUAGCUGGAGAGCCGGUUGACAUAACACGACUUCACUAGUCUGCUGCAGCUGCACAGGCUCAAGCCGAAGAGCGGCGAAGCCUGGCAGGCAACAGUCCAGGACCUACAACCAACACAACACCAGCUAAACCUCAGGGGUCUAAGCCAGUAAUUGACGGCGCCUCUCUAAGAAUAGACGACAAACUGCGAGUGGCAAGAGAGCGGCGAGAGGAAGCAGAUAAACAGCAAGCUUUGCGAGAAUCGCAGAUCAUGGAGCGGGAACGGAAAUCCAAGUUACAAGUGGAACGACAGAUGGAGGAGCGUCAGAGAAAGGUUGAGGAACAAAGAAGGAAGGAGGAGCAGAAACGUUUGGCUGUAGAGGAGAAGAGGAAGCAGAAACAGGAGGAAGAAAAGGAGCACUAUGAGGCGGUGAUGAGGAGGACACUAGAGCGUAGCCAGCGAGUGGAGCAGAGACAGAAAAGAUGGUCCUGGGGAGGACUGCCCACAGACUCGGAUGGACGAACAGGAGACUCUGAUGCCAGUGCUGCAUCUCCAGUAGCUAUAGUAGUCUCCCCUGCCUCACCAGAAAAGCCACCGAGGAGUCGACAAGUGGACAAGCGCUCCACAUCCACCAUGAACCUGAAACAGCCGUCCGAGGCUGGCAUCAGCAAACGCCUAUCCUCCUCCUCUGCCACCCUCAGGUCUCCUGACAAAAGUGUUAAGCCAAGGAGUUCGUCUUGUAACCGGUUGCCUAGCAAUGGCAAUGCUGCUCAGGCCACUAAGGAAGACAACAAAAAGCUUCAGGUGGAUCAGACAGGCCGUUCCAUGAAGAAGAGGAGUUCCUCCCUCACACGAAUCAGUGUGGGCAGAUCACAGCCCCCUGCCAAACCUGAUAAAGGGACAACGGAUGACCAAGCUCGCAGGCCACCGUCCAGCACAGUGGAUGGAGGGGUCCUUAGUCGCCUGCUCACCCCCACCCAGGCCUCACUAGCUAGGAGCAAGAGUGCCGCCGCCCUGUCCGCUGAAGGAACAUAUGCUCCAGAGUGUCACCUAUGUCCUCGCUCAGCCUCUGCCAGCCCCCUGCAUCCGCCACGUGGACCUGUGCGGAGCCGUAGCAUCGACCGACAGAAGAGCGGCAUGACCACGUCUGUCUCCGCUGACGGAGCACUCGACCCUUCAUUGAAGGACAAGCUGUUAACAUUACCUGGGGGACAACGCCCUCCGUCCCCAUCCUCUACCUUGACGCGGAACCGCUCUCCAUCCCCAGCUCCCAAUCCAGCUCCCAAGAGGACCCCAUCCCCGGCAGCCAAGCAAAAUCCCCGGACACGCCCACCCUCACCUGGUGCAAUGAAACAGCGCCCCCCAUCUCCCCAACCCAUGUCAUCCAAACCCCCACCUAUCCAGAAACCAGCUCUCACACCAACAGGGCCCCCAACAUUACGAAAAAGGGACUCCAAGUCCAAGGAAAUGUGUCCUGCACAGGCUCCACAAUCCUCUGAUGCCAGCAAGACCAAAGAGAAAGAUGACUCUAAGGCCUCCACAGGCACGAACUCUGCUGCUGAAGCAGCCAAGAUCCUGGCAGAGAAUCGCAGACUGAUGCGAGAGCAGAAAGAGAAAGAGGAGCAGCUGAGGAUACAGAAGGAGGAAGAGGAGAAGCUUAGAAUAGAAGAAGAGAAGCGUUUAGCUGAAGAGGCUCGACUGAAACGUCUUGAGGAAGAGAAGAAGCUCGCAGAGGAGAGGAAAAUCAAAGAGGAGGAAGACGCUCUUAAAGCAGAAGAGGAGCGAUUGAGACUGGCAGAAGAGGAGGCACAGAAACAGGCUGAACUUCAGAAGGAGAGGGAGGAGGCUGAGGCCAAGGCCCAGGAGGAGGCCGAGAGGGUCCGUCAGGAGAGAGACCGCAUCAUGCAGCAGAACCAGCAGGAGCGCAUGGAGAGGAAGAAGAGAAUUGAAGAAAUAAUGAAGAGAACAAGAAAAGGGGACCAAAAUGACUUGAAGAGAGAUGAUGAUAAAUCCGCACAGGAUAUUGAGGACGAGGGAGAAGACCAGAUAAACUGUGAAACUGAGGCCCAGACAGGUGAAAUCGGCACGGAGACCGAUGAGGGCGGUCUGUCCUCUGGUGAGCCUAUAGCACAACGAGAGGAACCCCUGGGCAGCGUAAACGGAAAACCAGAGACGGAUGACAAGGAGAAUAACAAUGGUGUAAGCACAGACGAGACUCAGGCUGUUAGUCCUAAAGGCCGUCUUGUGGAGGGCUCGGAGUUCCUGAAUGAGCAGGACUCUGCCAAGGUCGGUCUGGUCUCAGGGCUCAACGGAAAAACCAACCAGUGGAGCUUCGAGGAGCUCAUCGACCUCAACGUCCACUCCAAGACUCGACCUCUCAUCGAAGCUGAAGACUGUAAUCAGGUUUUGAUCAACUGUGAUGGGGCCCCAGAUGGGAACAGAGUCGCCUUUGAGGACAAGGGGACCCCCGUCAACACCCUGCAUUCCUCUAAUCAGCCUAUAGAAGCCCUGUCAGAGAUUUGAUACUGAAUCUGUCGACCAGAAGCCUGUUAUUGUUGCACUCCUAAAGUUCUUAUCCAGCUCCUUAAAAUGUCCUCCACAAGUUCCAGCCAUCUUCCUCCUCUUCAACCACACGGAGAAGCACAAGGUGAAGCGGAAAGACCACCCCAAGUGCUAAAUUUGCACCCUACAUGAUGAGGAAAAUGUUUUUAAAUUAUCUCUAAAAUCUUAUGCUUCAGGGAAAUUCCACAGAAAUGUAUAAAUAUCCUUUAACAUUCUAGCUUCAGGUCUCUUUCCUCUUCUUCUUGUGUUUAGUUCUUCUGAUGUCCAGAUUCUUUUUCUAUAUUGUGUCCACUUUUGAUAUUUUUUAAGAGUUUUGUCUUUGUCAGGGGUGUUUUUGUUGUAAUUUAUUAAUUUUGGCUUCUGUGUUAUUGUAAUUAUUGUUAUCAUAUGUUUAGUCUUUUUCUCUUAUAUGAUACUAUUCCAGGACACAUGCACAUUUAUCUAUAUGUACUGAACAUGAGGUUAAUAUCGUGAAUUAAUAGAAUGAUUGGUUAAUUCACUCGGUUCUGUGAGGAGGAAUGGAGGAUGGGCGUCCCAGUUUUUUUGCAUGUGAUUUAUCUAAAUUUACUUGACCGGCUGCUUUUUGCAGCAUCCAGCAAUAUGGCCUUAUCAUUUUUCUCAACUUCCAAUCUUUAAGUGCAUACAUAUACAACAUUGUUUGUGCUUAAGCUCCUGCAUGCACAACACUGCGUCAUGUGCACUUGGGAAUGGGUACUGUAUUGAACUUUGUCCUUCGAGCCCCUUUUCUUGGCUUUCCUCACUCUGUGUUUCCCUCUUUGACCAGUAGGGGGCAUAAGGAGCACAAUUGUUACAACCUGAAAAGUGUUGGGCUUCACGACAACACUGUAGUGAAUUAAUUUGUUCAUUGAAGUUUUAGCAGUUCAUUAAAUUAGGGCUUACGGUCCGUUUAGGUUAUUUUUUACAUAUGUAUAUAGACUCUUAUGUUUACUAACAGCAUUGCUGUAAAUCCAAGUUGCAUUUGGUUAAAUAUAAAAUCUAAUCUGUUUUCCACAAUAACUACACCUGUAACAUACUAAUUUAAUGAUAGAUGAGGUCCACUAGUUUCAUUCAUAUUUGCUUCUGAGGCAGGAUGUGUUCACUUUACUGAACCGAACCUGUGUUUAGCGCUUCAGUCAUGAUGCUCACAGUUCACCUUUCCUACAACUACAGAGCUUUACUAUCACAUCCAUACACACUUUGUCAUCGAUGUCUUUGGCUGUGAGUCCACUUUCCUUUAAUAUCUUUCAUCCACUAGCUGCUACUUCUGACAUUUCAGCUGUUUUUAUGAUAUAAAAUUUGGCUGUUUGUUUAUAUAUGAAAAUACAUUUCUACAUAUAUUUAAGUGUUAUUGUAUUGUGUAUAUAAUCAGUAUUAGGCAAGUGAAGCCAUGUUUAGGACAGAAUUGCAUCAGGAUGUGGAUAAUUGAAGUCUGUGUUUGUGACGGUGUUGUUAAGUUGCUGGUUGACUCAUGCCCCGUGGCAGUCAGGUUACAUUUUGGGCAGCCAUAAAACCCUAAUUUUUCAGAGAGCCCUCUUCCAUAUUCGCUCUGCUAAACAAGGGGCCAAAAGCGGACCCACUACAUGUUUUUGACAAUUUAUGUUUGUAUCUGCAUGUUUUUGGAAACUUCUCAGCCGCACAUCUGUUUCAACCCUAAGCAACAUGUCUGACCCACGACACAGAGUUGUGUUCUGUCAUAAUGUUCUUAGUGUCACCUUAACUGUUUUGUGUUAUGUUAAAGGAUAUGGGGAUAUUGGAUAAUUCUCAUAGCCAUAUCAUCUCAGGAAGCAACCUUUCAUUUUCUUGUAUGAGGCAGUGUACAUCUGCCACAGCAAACUGAGACAGCAACAAAAUGUGACACAGUUCAGACUUAAUUUGAUGUAGUUUUCUGUCUGUCAUGGAUUUUUUUCGUGAAUGAAAUCUUGAAAUUCCCUGGGCUUGAGUAGUCCAACAUAAGGUUUGGGGACCUUGAUUUUUGCCUUGUUCUCUGCCUGCAUUCAGACCCUCUUUACAACUUUGUACAUAAAGACUAGGGCCUUUUUAUUAGAUGUUUGCAUUGAUUAAUAAGCUCAAAGAAUGUAAAAUGCACAAUACACCGUCCUCAAUUAUUUACCAUGUCUUUCAGAGAUGUCCGCUUUGGCUUAGAUACAAUAUUCAUCUAGAAAAUACGACACACUUUGCACUGUCAGAAAUUUGCUCACUAUUUUUAAAGAACGACUGAUACUUACUGAGGAGUAGCUUUACUGUACAAUAGAGAUGGAAAGCUGUUAUAUUCUGGAUUUAAAAAAGGUCUUUGUGGUUUGUUCAUGCCCAGAUGUUUUAGAGUUCUUGGUUAAUAAUCCAAGCUUUGCCUGUAUACAUACUUUACCCCAAAUCAUUCCUGCUUCCUGACGCUUUCACUAAAACUAAGGCUUGUUGACUUGGGCGGGUGCUUCAUGAGUAGCAUCUGGUGAAGGCUUUUGUAGCUGCUGCUUGAACAGAUACUGUAUCUAAUCCUGGUCCUGCUGCAUCUUUGAGGGCUUAAGUACACAGACGACUGCUCCUUGUCCUGUACCUUGUCUUUAUUAAUAGGAUAGAACGGUGCCUUAGCUUGAGAUUGAGUAUUUUUAUUGUAUUAUAGUGAACUAAAAAAAACAAAAAAGCUUGUCCUUA